CUACAAUUCUAAUCUCUCUCUCUUCUUGUCUGUCUUCUUCUAUCGUCUCUAACUCACUGUUUCUCUCUCUCGAUAUGAAACCGCCGCCGAAUGAGUCCAUCAUGCCGGUCUUGACUCGUCACUGAGUUUAAUCGCUGGUUUAUUUGGUUUCACUGAAACUGAGAAUUGAGAAACUGCCCACAAUUUUGAAAAUCCAUACCAUUUAACCAUUUAUUUCACAUAUUUUAGAUUUGUCUUCGAGUACCAGGAAGGUUUCACUAGAUUUUGGUGAGUAGCUUGAGAGCUUGACAGAUAGAUGAAGUAUAACUAGAUUUUCACUUAUCAGACCCAAGUUAACCAUGUUCUUUGAGCUUAGAUAGUAUAUGAAGACUUGAAAUUUCAAGUUUUUUACGUGCUUGAAAGAAAUACGAUGACCGAGUUUGAAACCGAUAGUACAGCUCCUGCAGAAGAUAGCAUAUCAUCCCCAGUUAAUCAGAUUCAAAUGAUUCCAUUACCAGAACCACAAGAACAACAACAGAAGAAGAAAAAGCGUAAUCUCCCAGGAAUGCCAGAUCCAGAUUCAAUGGUUAUCGCUUUAUCACCAAAAACUUUACUAGCCACGAACCGAUUCCUGUGCGAGAUCUGCAACAAAGGGUUUCAGCGCGACCAGAACCUGCAGCUUCACCGACGAGGUCACAAUUUACCAUGGAAGCUCAAGCAGCGAACCAACAAAGAAAACCGCAAGAAAGUCUAUGUGUGCCCCGAAUCCUCGUGCGUGCACCACAACCCAGCUAGAGCUCUCGGUGAUCUCACGGGUAUCAAGAAGCAUUUCAGUCGAAAACAUGGAGAGAAGAAAUACAAGUGUGAAAGGUGUUCUAAGAAAUAUGCCGUACAGUCUGAUUGGAAAGCUCAUAUGAAGACUUGUGGAACCAGAGAGUAUAAAUGCGAUUGCGGCACAGUCUUUUCCAGAAGGGAUAGUUUUAUAACGCACAGAGCAUUCUGUGAUGCGUUGGCGGAGGAGAGUGCGAGGACAAAACCCACAGUGGUUGCAAGUGCAGAAGAAGAAGGGAAUCAGAAUGCGAAGACCCUUGUUGCUUCUCCACCUCCUCCUCCUCACACUCCGUCAACUGGCGUGGUUUCUCCGGGUCUGUCAAUUCAGAGUUCAGAAAUGCCUGAAAACCCUAUAAGCCUUUCCCCGCCAAGACCUGUGGCGACAACCCCUAGCUCUAGCACCACUCAUACGACUAGUGUUUUUGCUAGUGUAUUUUCAUCCUCAGCAGUCUCGCAAACGUCCCAAGUACCAUCUUCUUCAUUCUCCGAUCAAAUCUCUGCCUUGCCUCACUCUGAUUGCCCAUCAGCCUCCGGAAUUGAACCCACAUCCCUCACCCUCUCCCCAUCUCUUUAUCUCUCCAACAAUAGCUGCUCCCUCUUCUCCAAACCUGAGCAAGGUCAUCUCCACUAUGCUCCCUCUUCACAACCCGCCAUGUCAGCGACUGCAUUGCUUCAAAAAGCAGCUCAAAUGGGUGCAACAUCUUCAAAUCAAUCCUUGCUUCGUGGUUUUGGUUUAUCAAUGUCAUCACCUUCCUCAGGUAAAGAUGCCCAUGGUAAGCAAGAAAACAACUCUGCGGCAACUGGGCUUGGGCUAGGGCUGAAUUCUGGUUUGACUGACGUUAUGAUGGAUCCGUCGUCCCUGUUCGGGAGCAAACCUACCACACUUGAUCUUCUGGGACUGGGCAUAGGUGCUGGUGGAGCUUCCACUAGUGGACUUUCUGCUCUCCUCACUUCGUUUGGAGGUGGUUUCAAUGUUGGAGCAGCUACAGCUUCAUAUGGAGGAGGAAGAGGGAGUUCCCCAAGCGAUCCAUGGGAAGGCGCACCUGAGAGAAAGGCCAGUGGUCCAGCACUGCCAUAGAACUUCACAUUGCAGCUGGUGUUUUUAUUUUCUAGACCAUGGUUUUGUACAAUACAAACAGCAAGAAGUCAGAGAAGGAAGGGUCAUACAGUUAAGACUAUUUUGCUUCCCAUUUGUAGUUGCUGUGAUACUUUUGGGUUAGCUGCUCUUUCCUUUUGAAGUUUUAAUUUUUAUUCUGUGAGAUUAUUAUAUGAAUUAGAGAAAGAGAUGUACGCGCGUACAGGAACUUUCAGUAGUCACUAUUAAGCAAAAUCUGCAAAUGCUAGCACAGAAUAUGAUGCUUGUUUUGUAGUUUAGUUGCUUUUAAAAUAUUUGCUCGAAUUGAAUACUUCGCGUUAAUGGGUUUAGUAAUAGGAAUGGUUUCCCAAGAAAUCUCUCGUGAAAUUGAGGGCACAAUCACCUGUUUCAAAACUGUGUAAUAUGCCAAAUUUAGACAAAGCACAAGGAUGUAGUUGAAACGUUUGUAGUUCUUGAAUAUAGAAGCUGAGGUGUAUGAUUUGAAAA
Molecule: messenger RNA, 2392 nt
Organism: Pistacia vera
Lineage: Eukaryota; Viridiplantae; Streptophyta; Magnoliopsida; Sapindales; Anacardiaceae
Product: zinc finger protein GAI-ASSOCIATED FACTOR 1-like
Exons: 4
Coding region: 410-1888 (492 amino acids)
Cellular component (GO): nucleus
Molecular function (GO): DNA-binding transcription factor activity
Source: RefSeq, a predicted model, not a curated record